Molecule: messenger RNA, 294 nt
Organism: Pochonia chlamydosporia 170
Lineage: Eukaryota; Fungi; Ascomycota; Sordariomycetes; Hypocreales; Clavicipitaceae
Product: SNARE protein
Exons: 2
Coding region: 1-294 (97 amino acids)
Biological process (GO): intra-Golgi vesicle-mediated transport
Source: RefSeq, a predicted model, not a curated record
AUGGCCGAAGCCUACGAGCGCGAGAGGCAAAAUGACGCCCGUCUAGACGAGCUGUCCGCCAAAGUAUCUGCCCUUCGCGGCGUCACCAUCGACAUCUACGACAAUGCACGUGCCCAGGACGUCAUUGACAAUACCAAUGAUACAUUCUCCUCCAUGUCGUCGCAGUUAGCAUCCGGGGCGGGACGAAUGACGAGGAUGGCUGCGUCGGGCAACAGAGUCGCCAUUUUGAAGCUGGCAGCUACUAUUAUUGGUGUAUUCCUGGUGCUUUAUUAUGCGUUGAAGUUGUUUUUGUGA